UGGAGCGGCCCCGAGACCGGCCUGAGCGACGCGGCCAGUCCCAUCCCGACGCGGAGAAGGGCCAGCCAGCGCCAUGAGCAGCCCGUUCGUCAAGCGGACCCAGGACACCCUGGGAAGAGUGAUCAAGAAGCCGCCGUUGACCGAGAAGCUGCUGGGCAAGCCGCCUUUCCGCUAUCUGCACGACAUCUUCACCGAGGUGAUAAGAACCACUGGAUUUUUGAAAGGUCUGUAUACAGAGUUUGAGAUGAAAUCUGACAAUGUCAAGGAUAAGGAUGCUAAAAUCACAUUCCUGCAGAAGGCUAUUGAUGUCGUGAUGAUGGUUUCUGGUGAUUCUUUGUCUGUGAAACCUGCCCGUGUAGUGGCUGGUCAUGAACCUGAGAAAACGAAUGAACUCUUGCAAACUAUUGCAAAAUGUUGUCUUAAUAAGUUUUCCAGUGAUGAAUCUGUGAGGAAGGUCCUUGCUGGUGAAAAGGUAGAUCUUAAAUCAAAAGCACUAUCCAGUUCCAAAUCACAGGGCAAAGAAAACAGAGAAAAAAAAGAUGAUGAGCGAAAGAGGCAGAAGGACAAAGAACAAGAGGAAAGGGAAGAGAAUGCAAUUAAGCACAUCAGUGGAGAUCGAAAAGAAAAGGAACAAGGGAAACCAAUGGACAAAGAAAGGGACCGACACAAAGAUGGUGAUAGACGAGAAAAAGUAAAGAAUCAGGAAAAGGAUCGAGCAAGAACAAAAGAGAGAGAUCAGGAAAUCCACAAGAAUCGAGGGGAUGGAGAAAAAGUGGAAAAGGACAAGAAUCGAGAAGGAGAAAAAAUGGAAAAAGACAAGAUUAGAGGAGAUGGAGAAAAGGACAAAGAACGAAGCAAAGAAAGGGAAAGAAAUAGAGAAAAAGUGAGAGAAAAACGACAGCGAGACAAGGAGCAUGAGCAUUUGAAAGACCAUAGUAGAGAUCAGGAAGUGGAAAGGGAAAAAUCCAAAGAACAGGAAAAAACUGAGAGAAAGCCUAAAGUUGCAGCUGAGGAAAAACCCAAUAAGCAGCCUCCAGAGAUGAUGAAGAAAGACAACAAAAUUGAUGUCGACCAAGAGGCUGAGAACCCAGUGAGGAUACCCAGACCUUCAUCAGCAAAAGGCCAAAGACGAAAACCAAAAUCAGGAAUUGAAGAUGAGUCGGAUGCCGAAGCGGAACUUGAAGCUGCCCACAAUUCCAUUGAGAGGAAACAUACAGCAGAGGUGAAUGGAGAGAUUCUUGAUGAACUUUCCACCCAAGUUGCACAAAGCAAGCGAGUACCUCGACCAGGCAGUGCAAGACCAGCACCUCCCAGAGUAAAGAAGCAGGAAAGUCCAGACUCCCCUUCAGAAAGAAUUGGUAGUGCAAAACCUGUCACUAACUUAAUAGUGGAUAAAGGAAAGAAUGUUGAAGAGGAAGAGGAUGAUGAUGAACAGUUUGUGGUGGAAGAAGCAGUCUCACAGCUGCCAGAUAUGCCUGAGCCGGAACCUGCUACAGUGGUGGAUUUGCAUGGCAGUGAAGACCAUGGUGUGCUUGUCAGGAAGAUUUUAGAAACAAAGAAAGAUUAUGAAUCUUCUAAGUCUGUAACAAAAUCCAAAGACCACGAGAAAACGAUCAUUUCUGAAACAGCGAAAAAGAAGGAAAGGGAACUUGUGGCCAAGGAAAUAGAGAAGCUACGCACAUCCAUUCAGACCCUAUGCCGUAGUGCCUUGCCUCUGGGAAAAAUAAUGGACUACAUACAGGAAGACAUGGACUCCAUGCAGAAUGAAUUGUCAAUGUGGCGCAAAGAAAACAAGAUGCAUGCAGAAUCUCUUCUAAGAGAACAAAGCAUCACAGACACAGCUGUGGAGCCACUAAAGACUGAACUUGCUGAACUGGAGCAACUGAUCAAGGAUCAGCAGGAUAAGAAUUGUGCUGUCAAGGCAAAUAUACUAAAAAAUGAGGAUAAGAUCCAGAAGAUGAUUUCAAGUAUUAACUUCUCCUCAAGAUCAUGAGGGAGGAAAGGCUGUUGCACAGUCAGUUCAGCAAAUAAGGUGAAGAAAUGAUAGGGGGGAGGAAUCUUAUGUGACAGCAGGCUGACAAAUAAUGUGUACAUGGAUUUUUUUAAAAUUCUCUGCAUUCCUAUCUCAAAUCAGUUCCAUCAGAGAGCUUAUUAUCUUGCAUGUUUAAGAUAACAAGUAUGUACAUCAAAUAAAAGCAAUGUUUAUAAAUAGCUUGCAGUUCUGAAUACAGGAUUUGUAUCAUUUUCUUGCUUACCUUGAUGGUGAUUUUAGCAAAAUAGUCAAUGUGAAUACAAAGCAGGAUGGUAAUAUAAUUGGAGGAAUUUUACUCCCUUUAAUGUUUAACUGAUGGUUAGUCUUCCCAUUAACCUCUGAAUGUUUUCAGCUGAGCUACAGUGUUCUCCGCAGGAAUGAAUGUCAUUGUGGCACCAAGGCAAUACAACAGUCCAACCUGCUAGCCAAUUCCCAUGGCACUAGACAACAACUAUACUUGAGGCUAGGAUGAAACAACUUGUGUUCAUCCAUAUCAAUUAAAGCUGGUGGACUAGAGCCUCUGCACAUAGGAUGUUUUUCAUUUACAGAUAUGAAAACAUUUAUAACAAAAUAAUUGGAUAUUCGUGAUACUUUGCAUCAUUUGAAAAGUCACCCAAGGGAGUGAAUUUUCUUGUAAUUUACAGUUUAGGAUUUAAUAAUAUGGCAAUAUCUCUUACAAGUUUGAUUUACUCUCAGGUUCUAAUGUAUAAAUAAUGCAAAUGGAGCACUUUAACAGUUUGUAUAACAAUAGUGGAAGCUUGGAAGUGAAACUAGCAGUCUGAUCUGGGUGAUCAGGACUUUGUUGCAAUGAUUUAAAGUAUUAUGUCAUCAUUUCAAUUAAAUCACCAAGAAAUACCUGUUAUCUUUUAAGUGGCAAAUUGUAAUUGGCUGUCGAGCCAUGAUGCGUUACAAAUAUAACCAUGUUCUAUUGGUUGCAAAAUGUCAAGUGCAGGCAAAAACUCUCAACUCUUAGCCAUGCACUGAUUAAAAAUACAAGAAUUCGUGUUUCUGUGAAGCAAAUGGAGUGAGGCAACCUGCUGAAUGAAAAUAGUUCCAAAGUGAAAUAAUUUGGUGCCCACUUGUAUUACAGAACCCUGCGCAAUGCACUCCAGAUGAAAAUAUUGCCUUUCAUUAACUAUACUCUGUUUGGGAGCUUUAGUUGGUGAGAUUUAGCCCCUUGAUUUGCAGAGCUUGAGUACAUCUCCUUGAUAGAAGACAUGAGGUAUUCUCAGUCCCAUCUUUAGCUAUAAAAGCAAUAACUGACAUUUCCAUCCCUCAGCUGUUGAUAAUUUCUGUUAAACAUAGGACGGUUGAGAAGUAAGGAUUAUGAUGAGACUGAAGACUAAAUUUGGAAUUGAUGUGGUAUUCUUCAAAAUGAAAAUCCAUGUUUAUUUUUACUUUUAAAGGUGAGCAUGUAAAAAAUGCUGUUACCACAAAAUUCCUUCAUAUUCCCAAACACCACCAGUGUAUGCCAAGAAAAUGUGUAUAGAAGUUACAUUUUAUCCUUUUUCCUGCUAACAGUGGUAUUUUGGAUGGGGUCAGAGCAUUAGAACAUCACAUAGCAGUGCCAAGGGCUUUACUUCUUUAAAAGCAAGCAUUUUGUUGAUCAAUCUGUUUGCCAGUUUGAAAAAUAAAUUAUCUUAAGUAUUUGGGUACUUAAUCAGGCUCCGACUAUUUAUUGCCAAAUGCUUUCCAAUAACUUUUUCUAUUGGAUUGCCUUCACUCAUAUAUAGUUUUGAAAAGUAUGGUGUUGGAAAAGCACAGCCGGUCAGGC
Messenger RNA from Hemiscyllium ocellatum (epaulette shark), 3806 nucleotides. It is a transcript of the gene ift54, whose product is annotated as TNF receptor-associated factor 3 interacting protein 1. Gene Ontology annotation, cellular component: intraciliary transport particle B; centrosome; axoneme. Lineage: Eukaryota; Metazoa; Chordata; Chondrichthyes; Orectolobiformes; Hemiscylliidae. Gene Ontology annotation, molecular function: microtubule binding. The record is from RefSeq and is a predicted model, not a curated record. Gene Ontology annotation, biological process: regulation of microtubule cytoskeleton organization; cilium assembly; intraciliary transport. The transcript is spliced from 15 exons. The coding region runs from base 74 to 1993 and encodes 639 amino acids.